Messenger RNA from Lasiodiplodia theobromae, 7344 nucleotides. RefSeq names its product AMP-dependent synthetase/ligase. Gene Ontology annotation, molecular function: catalytic activity; phosphopantetheine binding. Lineage: Eukaryota; Fungi; Ascomycota; Dothideomycetes; Botryosphaeriales; Botryosphaeriaceae. Bases 1 to 7344 code for a protein of 2447 amino acids. Gene Ontology annotation, cellular component: cytoplasm. Gene Ontology annotation, biological process: secondary metabolite biosynthetic process; amino acid activation for nonribosomal peptide biosynthetic process. The record is from RefSeq and is a predicted model, not a curated record. The transcript is spliced from 9 exons.
AUGGCUCUCUUCUACCACCGUGCGGUGGACCUGCUGUCCGACGAUCCCUUCGACCAUGUGGAGGUCGUCCAGUGGCCGUCUCCCGCCCAGUAUGAGCACGCUGCCCCCACCGAGAUCGACGACGAUAUUCUUGCAACUGCGGCGCAGACCCAGAUUGUAAGCAAAGAAAAGGCUCAGUGGUGCAGGGUUCGGAUUAUUCUUCCAACAAAUCCGCCUCCCACCAUUGAGCGUAUCGAGUCCACAUGGAGACAGAUCAGCUACCACCACUCUUGCCUCAGGACCGUUCUCCGCACGGACCCCAAGACUGGAAAGGUGUACCACAGGGUCCUCCGACGCAUAUCCGACAUCAAGUGGAAAGGGCGCAGGUCGUCCGCUUCCACGACAUCGUCUUCUCAAGUCAGCGACAUCUCGGAUGAUGACCUUGCCCACCUCACGGUGGAAGAAGCCCCCGGAGCCGGAUACCAUGUGUACCUGCACGUUCGCCGGGCGUUGGUUGACAGCACCUCGCUCGGAGUUAUCAAGGUCAACUUUGACCUGCUCUACUGCGGGACCAAGGAUGUCGAGGCCUCUCACAAGUUCUGGGCGGAUGCUCUCGAGAACGCCAGCACGAGCAACGCGGUCCGCCCGGUCGAAGCUGUGGACGGAAGUCUUGAGUUUGCCCAGCGCUCGGCAAUCUCAGCGGAGCUGAACGAGUCGAUGCUGUACAACAUUUCCGUCGUGGAAUUGGAGUACGGCAUCCCUCGCCGCGUUCUGUUUGAGACGCUUUGGGCCAUCGUUCUCCAGCACCACACCGGCUCUGACGAAGUCAUUUUCGGAAGUGUCGGCCGUGACAUGGGCUUCUUUGGUGCCGACUCCUGCAUCGGCUGCCUCGACCAGACCUACCCGAUCCGCCUCAGCAUUUCCGGUGAUGUCAACUACAUCGGCUACCACGAGAUUCAGCGCCACAUCCACGGAAAUGCCGUUGAGACUGUAGUCAACUACACUCCCAGUCUGAACUCGCCGUCUACCGCUGGACAGCUUACCUGCUUCCCCCUGGCCCUCUCGAUCAACGGAACCAGGCCGCUGAAGCUCACUCUCUGCCACACCCCCAGCAUCGUGGCUGGCGAGGCCGAGUUGCUUCUCUCCCACUUCAUUGUUUCCCUCCGCAGCGCUUUGCAAAAAUUCUACCUCCCCCACUCCCUUGUCGGAAACAUUGAGAUUGACUCGGACGAGGAGAGAACUGCUAUCGUCAAGGGAAACCGUUCGACGAAGGAGGAGCACCCCAGCACGAUUCCCCGCCUGUUCGAGGAGACGGCAGCAGAGCGUGCGGACACCAUUGCCCUCGAGGAUGAACACCACAACAAGCUGACGUUCGCUGAGCUCAACAAGCUUGCGAACAAGGUGGCGAGGCACUUGCAGUUGGGCAAGGGGGACAUCAUUCCCGUCUGCAUGGACCGUUCGAUUGAACUCAUCGUGUCCCUCUUUGCAAUCCUGAAGUCGGGAGCUGCCUACACCAUCUUGGAUCCCGAGGGUCCCAAGGAGCGCAAUCUCCAGAUUGUUGAAGAUUCCAAGGCCAGGAUUGUACUGACGCAGAGAAAGGACGCCGACAAGCCCAUCGACGACUCCGACCUGAACCUCGACAUCCGCACCCACGACAAGUGCUACAUCGUGUACACGUCGGGCUCGGCCGGCAAGCCCAAGGGCGUGGUCCUGACGCACGGCGCCGCGACCAACGGCAUGGCCUACCACAAGCUCAACGACAAGACGCGCUGGCUCCUCUUCUACAACCCGACCUUCUCGGCGGCCCAGCGCACCAUGCUCUCGACCCUCGUCCACGGCGGCACCCUCCUGAUCGUCAACAAGAGGACCCUCGAAACCUCGCUCGUCGCCACGCUCAACGACCUCCGCGUCGAAGCCCUCGGCAUCACGCCCUCGGCCCUCACGCUGCUCCACCCCUCGGACGUCCCGCACCUCAAGCAAAUCACCCUCGUCGGCGAGCGCAUCCCACAGACGCUCGUCUCGCAGUGGGCGGACCACGUCGAGCUGCGCAACACCAACCCGCGCGUCAUCGGGCGCCCCGCCGACACGACGAGCGCGUACGUGCUCAAGCCCGGCUCGACGGACCUCGCGCCGCGCGGCGUCAUCGGCGAGAUGUGCCUGGCGGGCCCGCAGCUGGGCAGCGGGUACCUGAACGAGUUCGAGCGCACCGCCCGCGCCUUCAUCGACAACCCGUUCGGCAAGGGCAAGCUGUACCGCACGGGCGACUCGGCCAAGAUGCUGCAUGACGGCCAGUUCGAGAUCUUCGGCCGGAUUGAUUUCCAGGCGAAGAUCAAUGGCCAGAAGGUGCAGCCGGCGGAGGUGGAUCGUGUGCUGAUCAGGCAUGAUGCGGUUGAGGCGUCGAUUACCACGGCGGCUGAGAUUGCGGGCCGCACGGUGCUGGUUGCGGGACUGGUGCUUGAGGGGGGUGUGGAGUGGAAGAGCGCGGUGCAGGACGUCAGGGCCCAUGCGGAGCAGUACUUGCCGGGCUACAUGGUGCCGUCGUUCUGGAUGCCGUUGGACGAUAUCCCCACCAACAUCAACGGGAAGACGGAUGUGAGGGGCUUUCGAGCCAAGGCUGAGAGUCUGGGUGUCGAGGGCUUCUUGAAGCUCAUGGCUGGUGGUGCUGCCGAAGCCCUGACCGACAAGACGCAGAUCCAGAUCGCUGAGGUGUGGGCUGAAGUUCUGGGUUUGGAUAUCAAGACGAUUGGUAAGGAGCACUCGUUCCUCCUGCUGGGUGGAAGCUCUAUCCAGGCCAUCAGGGCGCUUGCCGAACUGAGGAAGAUUGGAUUCGAGACGGAUAUGGCUUCGCUGCUGAGCGAGACUUCGCUGGAAGAGGCUGCUUCGACUUACAUCAGGCUGGCUGCCGAUGCGGAUGCUGAUCCAGAGCCAUUCGAACUGAUCAAGGAUGUCAAGCUUCGCGAGUCCUUCAAGCUCCAGCCCGCCGUUCUGGACGCCUACCCGGCCACCCCGCUCCAGCAAGACUUGCUGCCCUCUCUGGAAAUGGACGAAGACCACUACUCGUACCAGCGCGUCUGGGAUCUCUCCAACCUCGACCUUGACAAGCUGAAGGCAAGCUUUCAGUCUGUGUUUGAGAAGAGCGACAUCCUGCGCACCUCGUUCGAGCCUAACGGACGAAGCAUCAUCCAGAAGGUUCGCACCGACAUGUCGCUUCCGUGGGUGGAGAGCUCCCUCAGCCUUGACCAGUACCUGAAGCACGACAAGGACAACAGGUUCAAGAUGGAGGGUCCGUUAUUCAGAGUCGGUGUUCUUUCCAAGUCGAUCCUGGUCGUUACCAUGCACCACUCUCUGUUCGAUUUCUGGUCGUACACAUUCCUGUACCAAGAUGUGGCUGCAACUUAUCUUGGCAAGACUCCGGCUCCCAGACCUGCUUUUAGCCGCUUCGUCCGCUACUUGACAGCCCAGGAUGCCAGUGUUCACCGCCGCUGGUGGAGGGAUUACCUGAAGAGGGCUGAGCCAACGCUGCUGAAUACCGCUCCGGUUGCCAACAUCACGAAAUUGAGCAAGACACUCCCCGGUACCAUCCAGGAUCUCGCACACCCGUUGGGCCUCACGGCUGGUGCGGUAAUGUACGCUGCCUGGGCCAUUGUGUUGAACAAGCACCUGAACAGCCACGAUGUGACCUUCAUGACAUCGCUGUCUGGUAGGGAUGUUCCUGUCGGCGGCAUCCAAACAAUGGACGGACCAACCUUGACCAUUGUGCCGCAGAGGAUUACUCUGGAUCCCGAGCAGCCUGUCUCAGAGCUGGCCAAGAAGACCAGCAGCGGCCUUUUGGAACUUGCUCGCCACGCCCAGUUCGGAAUGCGUAACGGCAUGAAGGCUGCCAACAUGAAAACGGACUCGGUCGAUACCUUCUUGAACAUCCUGGUCAAGACGGAAGACGAUGGCACAACCGGCAGUGUUUUCAAGCGUUAUGGACCUCGGCCUCACUGGGGUCUCUACUGGACGACGAUGGAGGUCGAAGAGGCGCCCACAGAGACGGCCUUCCGCAUUGCUGGCCUGAUGGAGGAGCGUCGCCUGAAGUUCAUCAUGGACGCCUUCAUCGAGACGGUCUACUCGAUCGUCAACAACCCCACCCAGACCAUCGCCGAGAUCAGCAUCCUCAGCAGCUCCGAGUCUAGCUUCCUCAACAACGAGCUCUCCAACCGCGCCACCCUCCACCGCCCCUCGCCGUCCCUCCUCCACGCCCGCUUCGAGCAGCACGCCGCCGAGAGCCCCUCGGCCAUCGCCAUCGACUGGCAGGGCACCGAGCGCGUCACCUACGCCGAGCUGAACGGCUGGGCCAACCAGCUCGCGCACUACCUGAUCGCGCACGGCACGCGCGUCGGCGACCGCAUCCCGCUCAUCCUCGACAAGUCGAUCGACACGAUGGUCGCGCUGCUCGGCGUCAUGAAGGCCGGUGCCGCCUACGUGCCCAUGAGCCCGGACAACCCCGUCGAGCGCAACCUCUUCAUCACCGCCGACGUCGGCGCCAAGACGCUCGUCAUGCACCGCGCGCACGCUGCCUUCAACACGCACCACAGCCUCCCCGCCGUCUUCAUCGACGACAUCCGCUCCGAGCUCGCGGCCCUCCCGACCACCGCCCCGGCCAUCACCAUCCCGGCGGAUUCUCUCGCCUACAUCAUCUACACCUCCGGCAGCACGGGUCUCCCCAAGGGCGUGCAGCUGCCGCACCGCGCCGCCGCCGCCGCCGUGACCAGCAUGGAGGUGGCGGAGAGCCGUGGUGAGGGCGAGUGGCGCACGCUGCAGUUCGCCAACUACGUCUUCGACGCGUCGGUGCAGGACUUCUUCAACACGCUGUCGACGCGCGGCACGCUGUGCAUGGCGCCGACCGAGAGCCUGCUGUCGGAUCUGGCGGGCAUGAUCAACAAGAUGGCCGUCAAGCAGGCCAUCCUGACGCCCACCGUCGCGAAGCUGCUGAAGCCGGAGGAGGUGCCGACGUUUGAGACGCUGAUCGUUGGCGGCGAGCCGCUGACGCUGGAUGUGGUCGAGUCGUGGAAGGGGGCCGGGAGGAAGAUUCUGAAUGUUUAUGGGCCGACCGAGACGAGUAUGGUCGUGACGACGAAGGAUGUGCAGCUCGGCGGCCGCAUCGGUAACAUUGGCUCCCCCUUCCCGACGGUUAUGGCGUUCAUCGUAGAGCCUGAUGGAAGUGGCCUUGUUCCUUAUGGUGCCGUGGGCGAGCUGUGCAUUGCCGGUCCCCAGGUGAGCGACGGCUAUGUUAACAGGAGCGACCUCACGCAGGCUAGCUUUGUCAAGAAUGAGAAGCUGAAUGUGGACAAACUUUACCGCACCGGUGACCUUGCCCGCUGGCUGCCAGGCGGCGAGAUUGAGUGUCUCGGCCGCAAGGACAACCAGGUCAAGAUUCACGGACACCGCAUUGAGCUCGGCGAGGUCGAAGCUGCUGUGCUGAAGACUGGCGUGGUCCAGAACGGCGUCGUCAUUCUCGCCAAUGUUAACGACAAGCCCCAGCUCGUUGCCUUCUGCAUCUUCGACUCCACCGACGUCGUCGAAGUCCAGCCCGCCGCGGAUCACAUCGACAACUUCGCCAGCUUCAGGGAGAACCUCACCGGUCUGACUCCUUACAUGAUCCCCAAGAUCGUCAUUCCCAUGGGAGAGUUCCCCAAGCUGCCUUCCCGCAAGGUUGACCGCAAGGCUCUCAAGCGCAUUGCAGAGGAGAUGGAUCAGCUCGCCAUUAGCGAGUACGCGCUUUCGGGUCCUGGUGAGAAGCACAAGGUCGUCAAGGUCGAGACUGAGCAAGAGGCAAUCCUCGAGUCUAUCUGGUCCGACAUCUUCAAGCUUCCCACGUCGGAGAUUGGAAGGGAAGCGAGCUUCUUGUCUCUUGGUGGAGACUCAAUUUCGGCCAUCAGUCUCUCCAGCAUGGCCCGCAAGGCCGGGUACAUCCUGUCGGUCACCAACAUCUUGCGAUUCCCUGACCUUGCUGCCAUGGCUUCGAAGAUGCAGGUCGAUACUGUCGAUGAUUCUAAGCCGAAGAGGGAAUUCAUUGUUCCCGAGGAGGCAAAGACCGCUGUUGUGUCCGCUGGAUUGAACUACGAGCAGGACGUGGAAUACGUUUACCCUUGCCCUCCGGGACAAGCCGAGUUUGUUGCCCAAGGACACCGCGAGGAGCAGAUGUGGGCUUUGAUGGCUGUCCGCCGCAUGCCCGCAUCCAUGAGCCCUCAGACCUGGGUCGACGCCACCACCAAGCUCACCGAGGUGAACGACAUCCUCCGCACCUCCUGGCUGCAGGUCUCCGGAUCCGAAUGGGUCGGCGUCGUCCUCAAGUCCUCCCAACUCGACGUCACCAUCGCCGACGUCGCCGACGAGGCCUCCGCAACCGCCAUCAUCGAAGACUUCUGGGCCACGCGCUUCACCUUCGGCAAGCCCAUGAUCAAAUACGCCAUCCUGCGCUACCCCGACCAAACCUUCGACCUCGCCAUCAAGCUCAACCACGCCGUCUACGACGGCACCCUCCUCCGCAUCUUCGACGACCACUUCGCCGCCAUCCUCUCCAACACGCCCUUGCCCCCCUACGAGCAAUUCAAGGACUUCGCCUUCCACAUCUACCAAUCCGACAAGCAGGCCUCCCUCGCCUACUGGAAGCAAACCAUGGCCGGCAAGGCCCACACCUACCCGCUGCUCCCGACCCCGACCCACGUCCCCCGCAUCACCGCCGCCACCCGCCUCCCGAUCCCGACCCAGCUCGACGCACUGGCCGUCGCCUGCGGCGUCACGCCCGCCAUCAUCUUCCAGGCCGCGUUCCAGCUGUGGCUGGCGCGCGCGACCGCCAACGUCGACAUCUCCUUCGACUACCUGCUCAGCGGGCGCAACGUCGCGCUCUCCAAUCCGCAGACGAUCAACGGCACGUGCGCGAACUUCUUGCCCAUGCGGCUGCAGGUCGAUAAGGCGGCGGACCUCAGGUCCUACUUGCAGGAUACGCAGGACCGGUUCUGGGCGCUGACGGAGCACGGAGAUGUCGGAUUGGACGAGAUCUACGGUGCGGUCGGGCUGGAGAGGAAGGAGGUCGGCAACAGGACGCUGUUCUUGUUUCAGCCGUUUGAGCCGGCGGUGCAGGAGGAGGCGACGAGGUGGCUUGUUAUGGCGAAGAGUAAGGUGAGGAUGUAUCAGCCGUACGGGUUGGUUGUUGAGGUGGCGAAGGCGGUGGGUGAUGGGCACAGGUUGACUGUUAUGUACGACGAUGCCAUCUACACUGCUGAGGCGGCGGGCAAGAUUGCGGAGGAUAUUGCGGGUAUUGUGACCGAGUUUAAGGAGGCGGGUGAGGAUGGGAGGAGAGUGCUGGAGGAGUUGUAG